Messenger RNA from Clarias gariepinus (North African catfish), 4328 nucleotides. It is a transcript of the gene smc1a, whose product is annotated as structural maintenance of chromosomes 1A. The record is from RefSeq and is a predicted model, not a curated record. The transcript is spliced from 26 exons. Gene Ontology annotation, biological process: sister chromatid cohesion. Bases 47 to 3769 code for a protein of 1240 amino acids. Gene Ontology annotation, cellular component: nucleus; cohesin complex; chromosome. Gene Ontology annotation, molecular function: ATP binding; DNA binding; protein binding. NCBI's taxonomy places the organism in Eukaryota, Metazoa, Chordata, Actinopteri, Siluriformes, Clariidae.
GUUCAUUCUCCCGCCCGCAGUGUCACGUGUCCCAGCGCCUGGCGGAAUGGGCUAUCUAAAACUCAUAGAGAUAGAAAAUUUCAAAUCAUAUAAAGGACGACAAAUAAUCGGGCCUUUCCGCAAAUUCACGGCUAUAAUCGGACCGAACGGCUCGGGAAAAUCCAACCUGAUGGACGCGAUCAGUUUUGUCCUGGCAGAAAAGACCAGUAACCUCCGUGUAAAGACACUGAAAGAUCUGAUCCAUGGUGCCCCCGUAGGAAAGCCUGCAGCUAACCGUGCAUGUGUCAGUAUGGUGUACUGUGAGGAUAACGCCGAUGAGCGCACAUUUACACGAGUCAUAAUCGGUGCCUCUUCUGAAUACCGGAUUGACAAUAAGGUGGUUGGACUCUCAGAGUACAGUGAAGAACUGGAGAAACUGGGAAUCCUCAUCAAGGCUAGGAACUUCCUAGUAUUUCAGGGCGCUGUGGAGUCCAUAGCCAUGAAAAACCCCAAAGAGAGAACAGCUCUGUUUGAGGAGAUCUCCCGCUCCGGGGAACUAGCUCAGGAAUACGACAGACGGAAGAAAGAGAUGGUGAAGGCCGAAGAGGACACGCAGUUCAAUUACCACCGUAAGAAGAACAUCGCAGCUGAGCGCAAAGAAGCCAAGCAGGAGAAAGAGGAGGCUGAACGUUACCAGAGGCUGAAAGAUGAAGUUGUUAGAGCUAAUGUGCAAUUACAGCUUUUCAAGCUCUACCACAACGAGUCUGAGAUUGAGAAGCUCAACCGAGAGCUGUCCCAACGCAACCGGGAGAUCGAGAAAGACAGGAAGAGGAUGGAUCAUAUCGAAGAGGAGCUGAAGGACAAGAAGAGAGAACUGGGGAGGAUGAUGAGGGAGCAGCAGAAUGUGGAGAAGGAGAUAAAAGAGAAGGAUGCUGAGCUGAACCAGAAACGGCCUCAGUACAUCAAGGCCAAGGAGAACACCUCACACAAGAUAAAGAAGCUGGAGGCGGCACGCAAGUCUCUGCAGAACGCUCAGAAGAUGUACAAGAAGCGUAAAGCCGACAUGGAGGAGCUGGAUCGAGAACAGGGAGCUGUGGAGAUGUCCAGGCAGGAGUUUGAGGAGCGCAUGGAAGAGGAGGCUCAGAGUCAAGGGCAGGACCUCACUCUGGAGGAGAACCAGGUGAAGCAGUAUCACAGGCUGAAGGAGGAGGCGAGUAAGCGAGCAGCCACUCUGGCUCAGGAGCUGGAGAAGUUCAACCGGGAUCAGAAAGCUGACCAGGACAGACUGGAUCUAGAGGAGAGGAAGAAAGUGGAGACUGAGGCCAAAAUCAAGCAGAAAAUAAGAGAGAUUGAGGAAAACCAGAAACGCAUCGAGAAGCUGGAAGAUUACAUUGCGACCAGCAGGCAGUCAUUAGACGAACAGAGAAGGAUGGAGGAGGAGCUGACUGAGGAAGUGGAGCUUGCCAAAAGGAGGAUUGAUGAAAUAAACAUGGAAUUAAACCAGGUGAUGGAGCAACUUGGGGAUGCGAGAAUUGACAGGCAGGAAAACAGUCGUCAACAGCGCAAAGCUGAGAUCAUGGAGAGCAUCAAGAGGUUGUACCCCGGCUCUGUAUAUGGCAGGCUUAUUGACUUGUGCCAGCCCACGCAAAAGAAAUAUCAGAUCGCUGUGACAAAAGUUCUGGGAAAGAACAUGGAUGCCAUCAUUGUGGACUCGGAGAAAACCGGUAGAGACUGCAUCCAGUACAUCAAAGAGCAAAGAGGAGAACCGGAGACUUUCCUGCCCCUGGACUACCUGGAGGUGAAACCCACAGAUGAGAAAUUGAGGGAGCUGCGAGGAGCCAAGCUGGUGAUUGAUGUCAUCCGCUAUGAGCCACCUCAUAUUAAGAAAGCUUUGCAAUAUGCCUGUGGAAAUGCACUUGUGUGUGAGAAUGUGGAGGACGCACGCAGGAUCGCCUUCGGAGGCCCUUACAGGCAUAAGACCGUAGCCUUGGAUGGCACACUUUUUCAAAAGUCUGGGGUGAUCUCUGGAGGAGCAAGUGACCUCAAAGCCAAGGCUCGUCGCUGGGAUGAAAAAGCUGUGGACAAGCUCAAGGACAAAAAAGAGAAGCUUACAGAGGAGCUCAAGGAGCAAAUGAAGGCGAAGAGGAAGGAAGCAGAGCUGAGACAGGUGCAGUCUCAGGCUCAUGGCUUGCAAAUGAGACUCAAGUACUCCCAAAGUGACCUGGAACAGACCAAGACACGCCACCUGUCUCUCAACAUGCAGGAGAAAUCAAAGCUGGAGAGCGAACUGGCAAAUUUUGGACCCCGAAUUAAUGAUAUCCGGAGAAUCAUCCAAUCACGUGAGAGAGACAUCACACAGUUGCGAGACCGCAUGAACCUGGUGGAGGAUGAGGUCUUUGUGGAAUUCUGCAAAGAGAUCGGAGUGAGAAAUAUCCGAGAGUUUGAAGAGGAGAAAGUCAAAAGACAGAAUGAAAUUGCCAAAAAACGACUUGAAUUUGAGACCCAGAAGACUCGCUUAGCCAUUCAGCUGGAUUAUGAGAAGAACCAGCUGAAGGAGGACCAGGAGAAAGUGAUGAUGUGGGAGCAGACUGUGAAGAAGGAUGAGAGUGAGAUCGAAAGACUGAAGAAGGAGGAGCACAGACAGAUGAAGAUUAUUGAUGAAACCAUGGCUCAGCUGCAAGACCUCAAAAACCAGCAUCUCACUAAAAAGGGAGAGGUCAAUGACAAGAACCGAGAAAUGGAGGAUAUACGGAAGAAACUAGGGUCUGCCAACAAAGAGCUGACUCAGCUCCAAAAAGAAGUGACGGCUAUUGAGACGAAGCUGGAGCAGAAGCGAAGUGACAGGCACAAUCUUCUGCAAGCCUGCAAGAUGCAGGACAUCAAACUGCCUCUCAAAUCUGGAACCAUGGAUGACAUCAGUCAGGAAGAGGGAGGCUCUCAAGUUGAUGACUCCAUCAGCAGCCACAAAACCUCCAGCUCUGUGCAUGCCAAAGAAGCCCUCAUUGAAAUUGACUACAGCAACUUACAUGAAGACCUCAAAGAUGCUUUAUCUGAGGAAGAGAUCAAGAUUGAAAUGAACACUUUGCAGCAGAGGCUGAACGAGCAGCAGAGCAUCCUCCAGCGCAUCAGUGCUCCCAACAUGAAAGCCAUGGAGAAGCUGGAGAGCGUCAGGGACAAGUUCCAGGAGACCAGUGAUGAGUUUGAAGCAGCACGAAAGAGAGCUAAGAAGGCCAAGCAGGCAUUUGAGCAAAUUAAGAAGGAGAGGUUCGACCGAUUUAAUACCUGCUUCGAGUCUGUCGCCACCAAUAUUGAUGAAAUCUACAAAGCCCUCUCACGGAACAGCAGCGCACAGGCAUUCCUAGGCCCUGAGAACCCUGAAGAACCAUACUUAGAUGGGAUCAAUUACAACUGUGUGGCUCCAGGAAAGAGAUUCAGACCGAUGGACAACCUGUCUGGAGGGGAGAAGACAGUGGCAGCCCUCGCUCUGCUUUUCGCCAUUCACAGCUACAAGCCUGCUCCAUUUUUUGUCCUCGAUGAGAUUGAUGCUGCGCUUGAUAACACCAAUAUUGGCAAGAUUUUUGCUGUUUAUUUCCUGCAGGUGGCCAAUUAUAUAAAAGACCAGUCACUCCAAAACUUUCAGGCAGUGGUCAUUUCACUAAAAGAAGAGUUUUAUACCAAGGCUGAUUCUCUCAUUGGAGUUUACCCUGAGCAAGGAGACUGUGUCAUCAGUAAAGUGCUGACCUUUGACCUCUCCCAGUAUCCUGAUGCCAAUCCGAAUCCCAACGACUGAGUUCACGUUGAUUUAAUUAAUUAACGGUGGUAAAUAUUAAAACACCAAUAAUGUGAGUUUAGUGCGUGCGAAAUCCUCUGCAGUGUGUAGAAGAGAUUUGUGCACUGUGUUGUGUGUGCAUGAUCUUACACCAUUGUCGGAUUACCGUAUUUUCGACCCAUAUUAAAUGUGUUUACGAACUGUGAAUGCUAACAUAGACUUGCAACACUAAUGUCAUAGAGAAAUUAUGUCUUUUCAUUGUUAAUACAGUACAAUGUCUGAUGCCCAUGGAAAUCACAGUGAAAGAAUGAGCUUGUGCUGCAUUUGUGAUCAUGAGUGUACAUGUUUGAGAUCUGUAAUCUUUAACCACAAACUAGUGGCUUGUUAAUGCUAUUUUUUUUUUUGUCCUUUUAUGGUAAUGUCUGAAAUGAAAGAGAAAAAGAAACCAUCUGCCACUGAAAGAGCUACGAUGUACCUAAGUACAGUGUAAAGCAAAUCCAGUAUUAAUGUAGCACUUGUUAAAUGCAAAAAAUUAAUAAAUAAAUAAAUAACAUAAUAAAUAGCAAGUGGAUAUGUAUAA